Puccinia triticina is the source of this 264-nucleotide messenger RNA. RefSeq lists its product as uncharacterized. The transcript is spliced from 3 exons. The coding region runs from base 1 to 264 and encodes 87 amino acids. NCBI's taxonomy places the organism in Eukaryota, Fungi, Basidiomycota, Pucciniomycetes, Pucciniales, Pucciniaceae. The record is from RefSeq and is a predicted model, not a curated record.
AUGGUCCAAGGAUUCAAGAGCAAGAAAACGACAACGACCCCAAAGAACAACCGCCAUAAAGCUCAGCUGGUCAAGAAGGGCGGCCGAGUUGUCCCGCCUAACAAACCAGCAGCAGUGACUCAGAAAAUGAGGAAAGAGAAAGUAUCCAAGAGCGUGACGGGAGAGAUCGAGCAAAUGGUGGUCUCCAAGUCGGUCGGAAAACUAACCAUCAUGAAGCAUCUCAAGGAAGCCGAGAAGACCUCGAGCUCAAAAACCACCAAGUAA